This is a messenger RNA of Hevea brasiliensis (rubber tree), 591 nucleotides long. RefSeq names its product UDP-glycosyltransferase 91A1-like. The transcript has a single exon. The record is from RefSeq and is a predicted model, not a curated record. NCBI's taxonomy places the organism in Eukaryota, Viridiplantae, Streptophyta, Magnoliopsida, Malpighiales, Euphorbiaceae. The coding region runs from base 1 to 591 and encodes 196 amino acids.
AUGUUGGGCAGCAAUAAGCUUCACAUCGCUAUGUUUCCAUGGCUGGCCUUUGGUCACAUGAUCCCUUACUUAGAGCUCGCCAAGCUCAUAGCUAUAAAGGGUCACAAGAUCUCUUUCGUUUCCACUCCUCGAAACAUUGAUCGCCUCCCGAAACUCCAUCCAAAUUUAGUUCCUCUUAUCACUUUUGUGAAGCUUCUAUUGCCUUGGGUCGACGGUCUCCCAGCAAACGCCGAGGCCACCUCUGAUGUCCCAUAUGACACAGUCCAAUACCUUAAAAAGGCAUACGAUGGUCUCAAAGAACUCAUAACCAGAUUUCUUGAAACUUCAGAUCCAGAUUGGCUUCUUUAUGAUUUUGUUCCUUGCUGGCUUCCUGAAAUAGCUACUAGGCUUGGCAUUUUGAAUGCUUUCUUCAGUAUAUUCUUGGGGGCGGUACUGAGUUGCGCGAAGCCACACUCUGCAAUUGAUGAUAGAAAGAAGCCUGAAGAUUUCACUGUCCCGCCCAAGUGGGUUUCGUUCCCUACUAAGGUGACGUUUCGUCUUGCGGAAGACUUUCAAUCUUCUAUCCUAGUGGUGCACCCACACAAUCCUUAA